Molecule: messenger RNA, 315 nt
Organism: Pyricularia pennisetigena
Lineage: Eukaryota; Fungi; Ascomycota; Sordariomycetes; Magnaporthales; Pyriculariaceae
Exons: 2
Coding region: 1-315 (104 amino acids)
Source: RefSeq, a predicted model, not a curated record
AUGAUCUCCAAGGCAGAGACGUCUAUCGUCGGUCGCCAGUUAGGCGUCGCUGAUGUGCGUGUCCAGUGGGUCGGCCGCCGAUUUUACAGUGCUAUACCUCGGUUUUCUUGGCUGCAUGGCAGCCUGGGCCCCGGUGCCGGCAGUGGAUGCGAUUCCAAAACUUCCGGUGCAACUAGCAGCGUGAAUGCCCUCAUCACCGAGCUCGCCCUCCUCACGCUAACCCCAACAGCGGCACCCUCCGCCGCCGCCCGGGCACGGUUGCACUGCCUCCAAUCCGUCGACGACCCGGGCGCCAUCUACCUCGUCAGCCAGUAG